GCUCUUAUAAACAGCCCCAUGCAACUUGCAAACGCAGAAGUUUCGGUAUCUUGUGCCUAACGAUUGUCAAGCUUGUGGCUGCGUUCCGAGGAGACGAUACCAACCAGUUAUCAUGAAGUACCUUAUUGUGCUUAUGGCUGCGGUGCAGCUUGCAUAUUCACAAACUGAGAUUAUUAGGACACAGGGACCAACCGUCUCACCAGCAGAGUUCUGCCAGCAGUGUGUCGAGGAGAGAAAUGGCGUAGGUCACUAUGAGAACCCAGAUGACUGUAGGUCACACUUCAGCUGCCAAAGAAGAGAUGAUGGCACCGUGUAUGCCAACCUUAUGCCAUGCUCUCCUGGCACUCUCUUCGAGAGGAGCGUAGCUACAUGCGUGCCAUGUGCCGAUGCCACUUGUGACGGAUGUGCAUGCCCAGAUCCAAAAUGCCCACCACUUACAUUCGUUCCCGAAUCCACCACCACCGAGCCAAUGCCACCAAAGGGCCCUCAGUCCUGCGAGGGCAACGAUGGCUGGAGGAACUUUGAGGCCGAGGGAUCCACCAACAAAUUCGUGCGUGAAAUGACCAUCAACCAGACCCUGUACCAGGAGCUCGUCUAUUGUGGACCCACUGAUGACUGGAGAUUCGAUGUCUCACCAGAUGUAUGCGCCUGCACUACUCUGCCCGAGAACGCAGUUCUUAUUAUUCCCUUCGACGCCCAGCCAUUCAAGACGUACAACAACGGUGAUUGGGUCGAUGCCAAGGACGUCGGAAUCACUGCCGGCCGCGUUGGCAACGCAGCUGACAUGAACGGUACCCAGCAGAUUGAGAUCCCGCGUAUGGACAACACCUACUGGGGAACACAGGUCACACUGAACAUCGACUUCAAUGCCGAUCCUAAUGGCAAUGAUGUCAAGAGGAACGUCCUCUCCACUGGCAGCUGCAACAUCCCACCAACAAUUGAGCUCAACUUAAGAGAGGACAAUACUCUUGAAUGCAAAUUCCGUGUCAUUGAUGUUAACGGCACAGAGACAAACAUUGUGGAAACAAUCCCAGGCAUCCAGAGAGGCUCGUGGAACAACGCACAGGUGGUCUUCGACGGUCUCUCCUUCAGAGUGUACCUCAAUGGCCAGCUUCAGUUCACAAGCGUUGCUGUUGGCACCAUUCCAUACACCUUGGCUCCAUUGUUCCUCGGCAGAUCUCUGAACUGCGAGGUCCAGGAGUUUGUAUCCAACACCAGGUGGUAUGGCCAGCUUGAUGAGCUGCAAGUGUACCAAGUUGUCCUGAGUGACUACGAUCGUUGCAGAGUACGUAAUGGCGGCCAUAACGUUAUUGUUGAGAACCCAGACGUCGCAGGCUGCUCACAAUAGAUGGCGGCACCUGCAGAUCACCGACCAUAACAGUCCAAAGGAAUGACGAGAGUGAACACUUUCCGCAAUGCUUGUCAUGUGGCGCCAGCUGAACUUUUGAGUGUCUUAUUUGGACAGUAUGUCGAAACACUUGAUCAAUUACGGAAACAAGGGCUGAGAUUUUUUCACUGAUAUUAGAGGGAGAACAUGAAAGUGUUGAUGACGCAAAAUAUUAUUGUCUAAAUGUGCCAUUCUGAGUUUGUUGGACGGCAUGACCUCAACCAGGCAUACGUAUUAUAUUGUAUUGUUUAUUUGUGACAUAUCAUAACUCACGUAUCAUAGACAUUUACAUAAGACGUAUUUGUGACGUUUUUCUGUCUUGAUUUUUGUAAUAAAUUUCUAUGCAUGUUCUUUAAUCAAAACUGAUCGAUAUUGUGCUGUUGUCUGAGUAGGGGAAAUAGUUAGGCCUAUCAUACAUAGGUAUCUUUGUACAGUUAGCCUGGGUACAGCUAAUAAAGCUUUUAUGAUGCAAUCGAAAAUACCAAAAAA
Lingula anatina is the source of this 1876-nucleotide messenger RNA. RefSeq lists its product as uncharacterized. NCBI's taxonomy places the organism in Eukaryota, Metazoa, Brachiopoda, Lingulata, Lingulida, Lingulidae. Gene Ontology annotation, molecular function: chitin binding. The record is from RefSeq and is a predicted model, not a curated record. Gene Ontology annotation, cellular component: extracellular region.